Molecule: messenger RNA, 1064 nt
Organism: Ornithodoros turicata
Lineage: Eukaryota; Metazoa; Arthropoda; Arachnida; Ixodida; Argasidae
Exons: 5
Coding region: 104-1048 (314 amino acids)
Cellular component (GO): extracellular region
Source: RefSeq, a predicted model, not a curated record
ACUGAUAUACAAUUGAUCUAUGUAGGGGUUGUUUUUUCAUCGGUACCGACCUGGGAUCAUUUCCUAAUCCUUGCUAAAGGUUCGCACUACUCUCUCUUUAAGCAUGUUGUGCACCAGCGUGGCUCUGUGCUGUAGUGCGGUUCUCCUCUUCCAGGCGUUCAUCACAGCAGAUGGGCAGCAGCAGCUUAACGUUCAGGAACUGAUCGAUGACUUUGUCCGAAAUGCCUCCGGUACGAAUACGGUUCUUUGGUGGGACAUGACGGCGCAGCACGAUGUUCUCAAGAACACCCCACGCUUCCGGAACCGGAAAGUGACUGUCUCAGCGGGUCCCAUCGUCUAUGGCAACACAACCAACGUCUCCGUGAGAGAACCGGAGGUGUACGAGCACUGGGUGCACAACGAUCGCUACAACGAGUCACAUACAAGCUUGGUAAAGAAGGCCAUCACUCACACACACAGUUACACGUGGAAACUGGACAAAACAUUCGCCCUAGAUGAGACAUUUAAACUAUCAGUGGGACUCUCAAAGAAAAUCAGCAUUGAAUCGACAACGAAGGCGUCCUUCAGUGUCUAUAGUGGCUCGGGCGACACGCAGACCGAUGUUACCCAAGUGGAAGUGCACGAGACCGUGACUGUGAAGCCGAGAUCUUCGAUGAGACUCAUAUGGACUGUCAACAACGUCGCCAAGGACCUGCCAUGGACCGUAAACAUAACCCUGCGUGGAUGGGUAGCUGUGUGGUACUACUACAAGGUGGCAGGCCAUCACCUCUGGUUCUACCCUAUUGAUUUCCUCGCUGGCGAAGGACUAUGGCACAUUCCAGGAGGAGGCAUCCAGUUCACGGCCAGUGGAACAUUCACGGGCGUUAAUUCUCAAACGUCUUCAUUGAGGGUGGAAGAGCACGACCUUUAUACGUACUCUUCAAAGCCUUUAAGUGUUACAUACUUGCCGGUGAAGGAGACGCCCAUUGCUGCAGUCACAAAGGAGCGGCCCAAAAGAACACCCAAAGCUGAUUCGUACUCUCGGGCACCUGGAGGAGCAUGGAAAUAAAGCGAACAUUGAAGGA